UCCUCAGAUACACCAAAACACUAAUAUCCCAACAAAUUUCAAGAAUCUAUCUUUAUGGCCUCAACGAUGCCGAAAACAAGCACUUCCGGUGCCGGAAACGAGCAGCAACCUAAACGACUACAGAGACGAGCUCCAUCUUUAAAGAUCGAGCUUGCGUCGGUUAGUACGUGGAACGUAGCCAUCCCUCUCCUCUCGCCUCUUGCUUCUUCCCCCAAAAUUUCCUUCGACCAAUUCAAUGUUCCUCCGCCGCAGAACCGGAUUGAGAAACCGACGGAGGAGGAGAAGAAGACGCCGGUUUUCAAGAAGUGGCAACAUCCAGCGUCGCCGUUCUGCUACGAGCAGGCGGCGUUUGUCCCACCGUUCAUCCCGGUUUAGAAACGGUUCAAACUCGUAUAGAUUUAACGAUCCAACGCGCAUUUAACUAUUUUUCACCUUUUUGUAGAUCUAACAACUCAUAAUUUUCUCCUCUUUUAUGUUUCUAUACCAUAAAAAAAAUUUUUUACUCAUAUAUUAAUGAAUAAUUGCUAUA
Messenger RNA from Eutrema salsugineum, 529 nucleotides. RefSeq lists its product as uncharacterized. Lineage: Eukaryota; Viridiplantae; Streptophyta; Magnoliopsida; Brassicales; Brassicaceae. Gene Ontology annotation, cellular component: nucleus; cytoplasm. Bases 55 to 375 code for a protein of 106 amino acids. The record is from RefSeq and is a predicted model, not a curated record. The transcript has a single exon.